Messenger RNA from Lepus europaeus (European hare), 2682 nucleotides. RefSeq names its product tigger transposable element derived 5 (gene TIGD5). Lineage: Eukaryota; Metazoa; Chordata; Mammalia; Lagomorpha; Leporidae. The coding region runs from base 35 to 1651 and encodes 538 amino acids. Gene Ontology annotation, molecular function: DNA binding. Gene Ontology annotation, cellular component: nucleus. The transcript has a single exon. The record is from RefSeq and is a predicted model, not a curated record.
CCCGCGCCCCGCCCCCGCCGCGGCCGCCGGGAAGAUGGCCUUCCGCAAGGCCUACUCCAUCAAGGACAAGCUGCAGGCCAUCGAGCGCGUCAAGGGCGGCGAGCGGCAGGCCAGCGUGUGCCGCGACUUCGGCGUGCCCGGCGGCACGCUGCGCGGCUGGCUCAAGGACGAGCCGAAGCUGCGCUGGUUCCUGCAGCAGCUGGGCGGCGAGGUGGGCCGGCAGCGCAAGAAGAUGCGGCUGGCCAACGAGGAGGAGAUCGACCGCGCCGUGUACGCGUGGUUCCUGGCGCUGCGCGGCCGCGGCGUGCCGCUGUCGGGGCCCGCCAUCCAGGCGCAGGCCGAGGCCUUCGCGCGCCAGAUCCACGGCCCCGCGAGCACCUUCAAGGCCAGCCACGGCUGGUUCUGGCGCUGGCAGAAGCGCCACGGCAUCUCCAGCCAGCGCCUGUACGGCGCGCGCCCGCCCGCGCCCGCGCCCGCGCCCGCGUCGCCGGCCCCCGCCGAGGGCGGCUACGGCGACGAGCAGAUCUACAACGCCGACGUCACCGGCCUCUACUGGCGGCUGCUCCCCGAGCGGGACGCGGGCCCCGGGGGCGACCGGGUCACCGUGCUGCUGGCCGCCAACCUCACGGGCAGCCACAAGCUGAAGCCGCUGGUCAUCGGGCAGCUGCCCGACCCGCCCAGCCUGCGCCACCUCAACCGGGACCAGUUCCCGGCCUCCUACCGCUACAGCCCGGACGCGUGGCUCAGCCGCCCGCUGCUGCGGGGCUGGUUCUUCGACGAGUUCGUCCCGGGCGUCCGGCGCUACCUGCGCCGCAGCUGCCUGCAGCAGAGGGCCGUGCUGCUGGUGGCUCACCCGCCCCGGGCGCCCGCCCCGGAGGAGGGCGAGGACCCGCCCAGGCGCUGCCGGCCCGAGCCGCUGCAGACCCCCGACGGCGCGGUGCGGGUGCUGUUCCUGUCGCGCGGCCGCGGGCGCGCGCGCAUCCCCGCGCCUCUGGAGCAGGGCGUGGUGGCCGCCUUCAAGCAGCUGUACAAGCGCGAGCUGCUGCGGCUGGCCGUGUCCUGCGCGGGCGGCUCCCCGCUGGACUUCGCGCGCAGCUUCAUGCUCAAGGACAUGCUCCACCUGGCCGGCCUCUCGUGGGACCUGGUGCAGGCGGGCAGCAUCGAGCGCUGCUGGCUGCUGGGCUUGCGCGCCGCCUUCGAGCCGGGCCAGCAGCCGGCGCGCCUCGCCGAGGAGGCGGCCGAGCGCAGCCGGGCGCUCAGCGACCUCACGCACCUGGCCGCGCUGGCCCACAGGCGCCUGGCGCCCGAGGAGGUGGCCCAGUGGCUGCACCUGGACGACGACGGAGGCCUGCCGGACGCCUGCAGGGAGGAGCUGGGCCCCGCGGCCCCUGCGGCCCCGGCCGGCCUGGCCUCCGACGUGGGGGGCGGGGAGGAGGAGGCGGCGGCGGGCGACCGAGCAGGAGGAGGAGCCUCCGUGCCCACCGCUGGGGAGGCCGUCCGGGGCCUGGAGACAGCUCUGCGGUGGCUGGAGAGCCAGGACCCUAGGGAAGUGGGGCCGCUGCGGCUGGUGCAGCUGCGCUCGCUCAUCGGGGUGGCGCGGAGGCUGGGGGGCGUGGGGCCGUCCCCGGCGGCUCCUGAUGAUGGCGUGUGACCACACGGAGCAGGUGGCCUUGGUCCUGCUCCUGCUUCCACGCCUCUCCUCCCCUCGAGGCUAGCCCGCCCCAGGGGCUCUGCAGGUUCCAGGGACCCCAGCCCGCCUCGCUUGAAGGGGCUUGGCCGGUGAAGGGUCCCCUGGUCUUGGGGCAGCUGGAAGAGAAGUCUGGGUCUAGGCGCCUCCCAGGGUGGGGGUGUGCUCUGGAGGGCAGCUGGCUGUGGCCCCUGUGGGGCCAAGGCCUCCGGGCUGGGCCUGUCCAUGGCUGCUCUCCCUCCUGCCAGACACUGGACAAGGGCCCAGAGCUGCAGGUGCGGGUCAUUUGGGGGGGCAGAGCCCUGGAUUUGUUACCGUUUUUAUACAUCCAGCCCGUUCUUGGGGGCCCCUGUGGCCCAGUCUGGGAGGACGGUGCCCCACGGUGCAGCAUAGUCAGGAGGGUGGGGCUCCCUGGUGCAUCACUGUGAGGGGGUGGGACUCCGUGGUGCAGUGCAGUGAGGGGGCGGGGCUCCCUGGUGCAGUGUGGUGAGGGGCGGGGUUCUCUGGUGCAGCACAGUGAGGGGGCGGGGCUCCCUGGUGCAUCACUGUGAGGGGGCGGGGCUCCCUUUCACUUGAAUGCCCAGUUCUCCCUGAGAAAACUAUCCUGAACAGAUGUCUCGUGCCCUGGGCUGCGGGGCCUCUGCACCGGGCCCACGACCUGCCCAGUGGCAGGACAGGCUCCUUGCCUGCACGCCUGCCACGGCCCAGCCGACCACCAGAACAAUCUGCAGUGCCUUAGUGCCGGCUGCAUAGGCCCCUCCCCUGAGACCCCCACCUGUCCUGGAGCUGCCAAACGGGUGCUGGGGGGGGGGGCGUGUCAGAACCUUGCAGGGGGUCAGGGGCUGUCUUGCCAAGUUGUGGUCAGAGCCCCCAGGAGGGGCCUGCUUCAGCCACUCUGUCUGUCCCCCCCAUCAGUCCCAGCCUGCAGACCUGGGGCUGGGGGUGCAGCCACAGGGGCAUUAGUGGGAGGGAGGGGCCGGGUGCUGGCCUGGCAG